This is a messenger RNA of Parasteatoda tepidariorum (common house spider), 4955 nucleotides long. It is a transcript of the gene EMC8-9, whose product is annotated as ER membrane protein complex subunit 8/9. The record is from RefSeq and is a predicted model, not a curated record. Gene Ontology annotation, cellular component: EMC complex. NCBI's taxonomy places the organism in Eukaryota, Metazoa, Arthropoda, Arachnida, Araneae, Theridiidae.
AACUGUAGUUUUAUAUAUGGCAACGCAAAAAUGAAAACAUAACUAAAAAGAUGGCUGACAUCGUAAUUGGUGUUCGAGCGUACAGUAAAAUGCUUUUACAUGCUAUGAAAUACCCUCAUCAAGCUGUUAAUGGGGUAUUUUUAGCUGAAAAAAGAAAAAGCAAAGAACAUGGAUCUGGUUCUGUUAAUAUUAUCGACGGCAUUCCACUAUUUCACCUAAAUUUAAAUUUAACACCAAUGCUUGAAGUUGCAAUGGUUCAAAUUGAGCAAUACUGUAAAGAACAAGGUCUUGUAAUCGCAGGUUACUAUCAAGCUAAUGAACAUAUAAAAGACUGCAGCCCCAACUUUAUUGCAAAUCGAAUAGCUGAUAAAAUCUAUGAAAAUUUCCCUGAUGCUUGUUUGAUUAUGGUUGAUAACCAAAAAUUAUCACUUGACUGUGAUGAAGUAGCUUUUCAUUUGUAUCAGUGCAAUGAUGGGAAAUGGAAGUUAAAAGACAAAAACAGUAUUCAUUUUGAACAAGGUCAUAAAGCCCUGAGUGCAACUGCAGCCAUGCUUCAUUCUAAAAUGUACCGAAAACUAAAUGAUUUUGACAAUCAUUUAGACAAUAUAGGCUUUGACUGGACCAAUCCUUUAAUCAAUGAGGAAAUUGAUCGUUGCCUAUAAAAAGCUGCUAUUUAUUGAAAAUAAAUAUAUUGUUACAAAAAUUUUAUUUAUAUUAUUUUAUUUAUCACAUUAUUAUUGUUAAGUAAUAAAGGGAAAAACUUCAAUUAUAAAUAUUUCAUUUUGUACUUUUUUGAUAUGUAUAAAAAUGUCUAUAUUUAUUUCCUCAUAUGUGGGUCCUGUAUGAACAAAGGUUGUUUUAAAAAAAAUGAAAUGUUUGUGAAUGAACUUUUUGAAAUAGCACUUUUAAUUUUUUAAUGGUAACACACAGUCUAUUAUGGGCCAUUCAAAUAUUAGGUUAGCAUAUUCUCUGCAAUUUUGUAUCUCCCACAGUUUUGUAUCUUAAUAUUCUCUGCAAUUUGUAUCUUGUCAGCAAAAAUAAGCAAAUCAAGAACCCCUCCCUUGCUUACUUAAAAUGUCACAACAUUCCUUCUCUGGUUUUAAUUUUGACUUUUACUAUAGCACUCUAUUUUUUGGAUAAAAUUCAAAUAAAAGGUGUAACUUUGCAUCAAGCAAAAUUUGCUUUUUAAUUAAUUUAUAAAAUUUCGAGUAGAAUAUUCUUGAACUUUGGCCUCUGAAACUCUUAUAAAAAAAUUCCUAUAAUUUUUUCUUACCCUGAAUUUAUUUUUUGUUUCAUAUUUGGAAUUUUUCCACAAGUAAAUUUUUUCUUUGCAUUUUUUAUUUUGAUUUUAAGAAAAUUUUGAAAAUAAAAGAAUUUUAAUGCCUUACAUCAGUAUUUUCUUACCCCUCCUUCUGCCUUGUCAGAUAAAAUAAGCAAAUCGUCUACCCCCUCUUUUUUUCUUUUUUUGUAACCUGCAAAUUUUUCGUAAUAUUUGAAUGGCCCCCUUUUUAUGAUUUGGCUGUUACUGUUUUUGAUAUUCGGGUCAUUUUCAAGAAAUUUGAACUUUUGAAUGUCCCAUGAUUUUAAGUAAAAACCAUUCAAAUAACAUCUUUAAUCAUUCAAGUUAAUUUACUAUAUGUUUUUGGUAAAUAUGGAUACACAACUAACAGUGUUCUCCCUGAUCAUUUUUAAAAGGGUGGUGAUCACAAUGAGUACGUCCUCUUUGCACUUUUUGUAAAUAUAAACUGCCAUCCCUUAACACUGCCUAUUUAUUCAUAUUCUAUUUUGGAAAAAAUUAAUUCACUGCUUAAAUAAUAAUUACACACUGGUAAAAUUAUCUGUGUUUAUAAGUUUAAUUCCGAUUACUAUGACAAAUAUUUACUUUGUUAGGAUUUUUCUCAACUGGUUAAAUUUUUAUAAGUAUCUCUUUUUUCGGUGGGAGAUAUUAAUAAAUUCUGUACGUGAUUUUAAAAUUAUUUUUUAAAUAAAUAACUUUUUUUUUAAAAAGAAAUAUGCACCUUUGAAUGUUCAUUUUCUUAUAAUUCUCAGUAUAAAUUAUAGAAAAAAAAAGUUGUUUAUCAAUUAAUAUUUUUUUUUUCUAAGUUGACUGUCUUUGAAAAAAAUUUGUGCACAGUAUUUGUCUUUUAGGAUUUUUUUUUUGUGACCUGCAAAUUUUUUUCUUAUUUUGAUAAUGAGUGAGAACUAUUUUUUGAAAUGUACACAUAAAAUAGUAUAAGAGGGUAAUUUUCAGUUAUUACAUAAUAUUUCCCAUUUUAAUAGAUUUUUACGGAGUUAAAUGCCCUUUCUCAAAGAGCCCUUUUUUGAGAGUAAGCUCCCUCCCCUUUUAUUUAUUACCAGAGAGAACCCUGUUACUAGUAUUUUAAAAAUAAUGCUUUUGUAAUACAUUUCUAAUGCGUUAAUUACUGCUUAAUUGCUACUAGCUUUCUUUGCCUCUUAUUUUACUGCAAUUAGACCAACUGCUAAUAGAAAAUCAUUUUAAUUUAUCUAGUUAUGUAAAUUGUGUUAUAUUUACUAUACAACACAGCGUAUCUACUAUUCAGUUUCAAAAUUACGUUUGAGCAAAAAUUGAGCAUUUUUAUGCUGCCCAUGGAUUUUUUUCUGUCUGUUACAAUAAUUAUAUUAAAUUACUUCUAUUGAGUUGGCAAAAAUAUGUCCCAUGGCUGCCAAUAUGGUCUAUCUCUGAUAAGGUAGUCAUUUCAAAAAUUAUCUUUUGUUUAUGCUAUAUUCUAAGAAAAUAAAGCUUUAACAAGGUAAUGAUGUUUUAUUUACUUUCUCCUCUGUUACUGGCAUUUAAUUGUUCAAAUGUAAACAAUUUUGUAUGGUGAGAUCAAAUUACACUUUUCAGUUUUUUAUAAGCAUUUCUUUUUUUCAAUUGAUCCUGUUUAAGUAAAUUGGAGUAAUAAGUAGUCAAUUUCUAGUUUUAAUUUGACUAGAGUGUGAAUUCUUUACUAUUUCAGGUAACUUAUUUUUUUUUAUAUAUAUAAACACAUAUGAAUAUUGGUAACAGAAGGGAACAUAAGGCAGUUUCAAGUUAAUGUUUUAUUUUAUGUUCGAAGUCAAAAAGUGCACCACUCUUUUAUGGGUAAAGAACAUUCCAAUUGCAGCUUAAAUUUUUAUUGGUCGAAAUUCGAAUAUUUAUUUUUUUAAGAAAUAUUUUUCUAAAUGCCUCUCCAUUUUGAAAAUGACCCAUAUCUAUCAUUUAUUAAAAAUAAAAUGUUCUAAUUGCCAUAAACAAAAAAGAUAUAACAAAUAGUUUUACAGAAUUUUAAAUAAAUCCAAUUGUGACUAAAAAUAUUGUACAAUGAAAUAUUGUUUAGUGAAACCUGUGCAAGUUGACCACAUGUGUUGCAUUUCUUUAGUGGUCAAUUUAAAAGAGGGGAAUGAGUCUUUUUUUUAUCAUUUCUUAUAUCAUGAUUUAUAUAAUGAUGCUGUUCAAGUUAUUCAUAUGUAUAUCUUCUAUAUUACCAAUCAAUAAAUGCAAUUAAUUUUUUUUUAAAAUUCGAAUUUAAAGUUUUAUUCUGCAAAUACGCCACAAUAAUGUCUUAAAAAGUGAUAUUAAUUUAUAAAAUAUAUUAGAAUCUAUUACAUCAAUUUAAUGUUAAACUAAUUAGUUUAAAAAUCAAAUAUAAUUAUUUUGUUUAUGAGGCAUGCCAUUUUUAUUUAUUAUAAAUUUCUUAAAAUAUUAAUACACACAAACAUAAAUUCAAUUAGAAAACUCAACAUUUCGACAUUUAUUUUAUAAUACCAAUUUGUUAAAAAAAAGUCCUUGAUAGUUUCCUCAUACUGUCAACUCACAAUGGAGUCAAGAUGUUAGUUCGAUUUCACCAAUUCAGUGAAAUUCUAUUACCAAAUAUAAUGUCAUAAGAAAUCUCUAAAAGAGGAUUUUUAUUUCUUCUUAUAGUCAUCCUAUGAAGGGUUUAGAAUAUCGUUCAUUAACAUAACUAUGUUACUGUGAACAACCAAAAUAGGUGGUUGUUGACAAUCACGUAGUCGCUUUGGUAAAUGUACGAAGUAUAUACUAGGUCUAGUUAAGUGCCACUGCCGGCUAUACAUUUGCCGGGUACUCUGAACACUGAUGUUUAUCCUCAACAGAUAUUAAAAUAUCAAAUAAAUAUAAUGUCAACAAAUAAAUAUAAUAAUAUCAACAAAUAAAUUAAUAACAAAUCAGAUGUAACAAAUAUUUCAGACAUUCACCAAAGUGACUAUGUGAUCGUUGACAUUCACCGGUGAAAGUCUACAUUCUCUUGAUGUGGAGCAUUCACGGUAACAACUAUACUCCAGUUAAGAAAAUACUAUUGUGGUAUGUGAUUUAAGUAAUCAACCUCGACUGCAUAUAGUUCCGUUUUAUUUACCUAUCAAAUUAUAUGAUUAUACUUUCGAAACGAUAUAAAAGCUUUUAUAAGUUAAACACAUUGAAUUGGUGCUAUUUUUUUUAGCAAAAAGAAAGCCAAGCUACAUUAUUUCAAGAGUUGGCAAUGUUGAUAUUCGUUCGCGCUUGGAGCUUGGCAUUCAUUCACUGUGCCCUUAGAUGCAAACAGGCUCUCUUCAUUGGGAUAAUGGUUUUUUCUUAACUUGCAACAGAAUAUAGACAAAUUUGUCUUAUUUCAGUGGUCUACAUACAAGAUAGAUUGAUGGUAAUAUGCAAAAAUUUUGCUCCCAAAUAUUAUAUAGGAUAAAUUUGGCUCUUAAUAAUCGAGGUCAACUUACAAGGGUUACAAUUUUCAGGUUUCAUUGCAAAAUUAAAUUUUGUGUAAAUAAUUUAUUAUUAGCAUGUAUAUUAAGUUUUUUUUCUGAUUGUAUUAUAUAAAUAGUACCAUUCACAUUUCAUUUUAUAAUAAGUCAUUAAAAGUUGUUUGUUUGAAUUAUUAAUGUUGGUUUUGACCUGUACAACAUUUCACAUGAAAAUAAAAUCUUCCAUUUGUUUUAACUGAAAA